AUGUCUCGAUUUCUCGGCGCGGGUUUUUACUUUCUACCUGAGAGAGAGAGAAGCAAUAUUGAGGACCAGUUCACACCGGUGAACGGUCCUGCCAAAACAGAAAGGGCGUUUGUUCAAAUUAACUUUCCAGACGAUGAGUUUUUUUCUCGUUUAAGACUCUCAACAGAGGGCACAUAUGCGGCUUUAAUCAUAGUAGGAUUAGAAGAGAAAAACAUUUUGACGCGUCAUGCCCGAAAUGAGAUAAUAGAAUUAGACAACACCGUUAGGCGCAUUAAGGCAGGGAAGAAUUUUAGUACUAUUUGUGCGAAAGCAAAUGGGGCGUGUUGGUCGAAUACUGUAGGUGUUGACUUCUCAGUUGAUACUGCCGCAAGAGGCAGUCUUGGAGGUAUCAAAUUUAAACCGGGCACUUUGGAAGUCGAAAGCGCAGAAGCUGUCAGGCUUUUUUAUUACUUACGAGAGAUCAGUAGAACGGAAAAUGAAAUAUGGUUACGUGAAUUCUUAAGGACGUUCGCCAGCUACACAACACUCAGAACGGUUUCUGUGUCAUAUUUUACAUCGAUAUCAAGAGAAGAGGAGUUAAAGAGAAAUUCAAAGACUGUGAUUCCAUUUUUCUCAAUCACUUAUUUCCUGGCCAUCACCAUUUCAGUCAUUUCAUGCAUGAGGUUUGACUGUGUAAGAAAUAAAGUUUGGGUAGCCUCUUUUGGGGUCCUCUCUGCUGGCCUGGCUGUGCUUUCCAGUUUUGGGUUGCUACUUUUCAGCGGUGUUCCCUUUUCAAUGACAGUAGCAACAGCUCCAUUUCUGAUUCUGGGUAUUGGUGUUGAUGACAUGUUCAUCAUGAUCUCCUGCUGGCAGAAGACUCAAGUUCAGGAUAAAGUUGAGAAACGUCUGGCAGACACAUACAAAGAAGCUGGUGUUUCGAUCACCAUCACCACUCUGACUGAUGUCCUGGCUUUUUACAUUGGUCUCAUGACUCCUUUCCGUUCUGUGCAGUCAUUCUGUCUGUACACUGGUACAGCUAUUCUCUUCUGCUACAUCUACAACAUCACAUUCUUUGGUGCCUUCCUGGCAUUAAACGGCAGGCGAGAGGAGAGCAACAGGCAUUGGCUGACCUGUAUGAAGGUUGAUAAACCAAAAGAAAAAUAUUCACAAAACACAGAUGACUCUAAAACCAACAUUUGUUGUGUUGGUGGGGCUUUUGACCGAGACACUGGAACUGAGGAGGACACCCCUAUGAACUACUUCUUCAGAAAUUAUUAUGGGCCUUUUCUGACAAAAAACUGGACCAAGGUGUUUGUAGUUGUGCUCUAUACAGGAUAUUUAGCUGCCAGUAUUUAUGGUUGCUUCCAAAUUCAGGAGGGUAUUGAUCUAACGAACCUGGCUCCUGAUGGUUCAUAUGUCGCUAGCUAUUAUGAUAAUGAAGACAAAUACUUUUCAGACUAUGGCCCUAAUGUCAUGCUGGUUAUCAAAGACCAAACAUUUCAGUACUGGAAUGAAAGUGCUCGAUCAGGUCUUGAUACCUGUCUUCAAGAGUUUCGCAAUCUAUCCAUGGUUUCAGAAAAUAUGUUUGUCUCUUGGCUUAAUUCUUACCUGGUUUAUGGAGAAAAACAUGGAUUGAAUUUGAAUGAUGAAAAUGUUUUCAAAGGGCAUUUAUCAGGAUUUCUAAAUGCAUCAGGUUUCAGCCAAGAUGUUAACUUCACUAAUAGUCAAAUUUAUGCAUCUCGACUGUUCAUUCAGACAGUGAAUAUCAGCACAGCACUUGAUGAAAGGAACAUGUUGAGUGCAUUCAGAGAUACAGCUGAAAACUGUGCAAAAUCACAAAAUCCUAUUGAUAUGUUAGUGUACCAUCCUGCUUUCAUCUACUUUGACCAAUAUGCAGUUAUUGUCAACAAUACGAUACAAAAUCUCAUUGUUGCUACUACUGUGAUGCUCAUCAUCUCUCUGUUGUUGAUUCCACAUCCUCUCUGCUCUCUGUGGGUGGCCUUUGCUAUCGCUUCUGUCAUUGUUGGAGUGUCUGGUUUUAUGGCAUUGUGGGAUGUGAAUUUAGACUCCAUAUCUAUGAUCAAUCUUGUCAUCUGUAUUGGUUUCUCUGUAGACUUCUCUGCACACAUCUCUUAUGCAUUUGUUUCAAGUAAAGAACCCUCAGCUAACAAGAAAGCAAUAGAUGCUCUCUACCACCUUGGCUAUCCAAUAAUACAAGGAGCCAUAUCCACUAUUGCAGGGGUUGUGGUCCUAUCUGCUGCUCGGAGCUACAUCUUCAGAACCUUCUUUAAGAUCAUGUUCUUGGUCAUCCUGUUUGGGGCAGUUCAUGGCAUCAUGUUCAUCCCUGUAUUUCUGACAUUCUUUGGGGUGUGUGGUAAGAAAAUCACUGUCAAGAAUGAGAGCUAUCCAAGAGCUGUGCCCUUGAGGUGUCAGAAAUCUAUGGAAAAUCAGUCAAAGAACAUUUCUGAGCCUGAUUCUUGUUGAUGUUAUGUGAGUGAUUUCUUUUUUUAAUUACCUGGUUAAAAGUUGAUCUGAGAAACUCAGGCAGUCACUGAAGCCGCGAUGCAGUUGGAGAAGCUUUGAACAACCUCAUACAUCUGAUGGUAUUUGACCAUCAUUUGAGCUCCCUGUGGCACUGACCACCAGUAAGCUUAUCAUUUUUUGAAGGAGGGACUUCAGGCCUUCUCAUUGGCUUCAUGUCCAUGGGUAUGCUUGUACGCUGAACAGCUGAAAAGGAGAGCUGGCUUACUUUGCAUAUCUCAAACUCUUUGCUCUUUCACAUUUUCUCAAGAGUUGUACUUCCCUUUGUGCACUUACAGUGGUGCCAGCAAUUGGUGGUUCCAAAAAGGAAGACAAGGUAAUAAAAUUCCUUUAAAAAAGUGUGUGUGUGUGUGUGUGUG
This is a messenger RNA of Chanos chanos (milkfish), 2879 nucleotides long. Its product is annotated as patched domain-containing protein 3-like. NCBI's taxonomy places the organism in Eukaryota, Metazoa, Chordata, Actinopteri, Gonorynchiformes, Chanidae. The coding region runs from base 1 to 2463 and encodes 820 amino acids. The record is from RefSeq and is a predicted model, not a curated record. Gene Ontology annotation, cellular component: membrane. The transcript has 5 exons.